This is a messenger RNA of Aspergillus melleus, 1641 nucleotides long. Its product is annotated as flavin-containing monooxygenase. Gene Ontology annotation, molecular function: flavin adenine dinucleotide binding; N,N-dimethylaniline monooxygenase activity; NADP binding. The transcript has a single exon. NCBI's taxonomy places the organism in Eukaryota, Fungi, Ascomycota, Eurotiomycetes, Eurotiales, Aspergillaceae. Bases 1 to 1641 code for a protein of 546 amino acids. The record is from RefSeq and is a predicted model, not a curated record.
AUGCCUCAAGAACAACAAGUCGACGCCCUCGUCGUGGGCACCGGAUUCGGCGGCAUCUAUGCCCUCCACUCCCUCCUGCAACUUGGCCUGAAGGUCAAAGCCAUCGACAAGGCCGCCGACGUCGGGGGUACCUGGUGGUGGAACAAAUACCCCGGCGCCAUGAGUGAUACCUGGAGCCACUUGUACCGAUACACCUUCGACACCGAGCUCCUGCAGACAUACCCCUGGCCGCGCUGGUACGUCACCCAGCCCGAGAUCCUCGAGUACCUGCGACACGUCGUGCAGCGGCACAACCUGCGACCGCACAUGCAGCUCAGCACGGAAAUGACAAGCGCUGUAUGGGAUGACGCCGCCGGCCGCUGGACGGUGCGAUGUCGCUCCAGUGACGUCUUCUACACCCGAUACCUCAUCUCCGCGCUGGGUAUCCUGCAUCAGGCCCACGUGCCCGAGUUCCCCGGUCUGGGGACCUUCCGCGGCGAGACCUUGCAUACGGCGGCCUGGAGACCCGAGGUAGAGUUGACGGGUAAGCGUGUCGGCGUCGUGGGUGUCGGAUCGUCUGGUACGCAGGUCGUCACGGCUAUCGCUCCCCAUGUCCAAUCGCUGCACGUCUUCAUCCGGCGUCCCCAGUACACCGUGCCCAGCGGCAAUCGGCCCGUGACGACAGAAGACCGCCGGGCCAUUAACGCGCGAUAUUCUCAGAUCAUAAGGGAUGCGAAAGGCUCGUUCACGGCGAUGGGAUUCACGGAGCCCUCGCGGACCCUGAUGUCGCUGCCCCCAGCGGAGCGGACGCAGCUCCUCGAAGACCUCUGGCAAGACGGCAACGGGCUGCGGUUCAUGUUCGGGGGGUUCUCGGACGUGAUGGUCGACGAGGCCGCGAACAAGGAAGUCUGCCGGUUCAUCCGCGGCAAGAUCGCCUCCAUCGUGAAAGAUCCCGUCAAGCGGGCCGCGCUGAUGCCGACAGAUCUGUUCGCCCGACGACCACUCUGCGACGACGGCUUCUACGACACGUUCAACCGCGACAACGUCUUCGCCGUCAACCUGCGCGAACACCCAAUCGAGGCGAUCACGCCGCGCGGGCUCCGCACAGCUGACGGCACCGAGCACGAGCUGGACGUGCUAAUCUUCGCGACGGGCUUCGACGCCUACGACGGCAGCUACCGACGGAUAGACAUUCGCGGACGAGAGGGGGCGCGAUUGCGCGACAAGUGGGCACACGGCGCUAUCAGUUACCUAGGUCAGGGAGCCAGCGGGUUCCCGAACCUGGUGAUGAUCAACGGGCCGAACGGGGGAUUCGUGAACGUCAGCACGCUGUCCGAGACAAACGUCGAGUUCAUGACGGAUCUAGUGCGUCAUGCUGAGGAGGCGUCAAUGCGAACAGGUCGGCGCUGCGUGAUCGAACCCACUGAGAAGGCCGAACGAGACUGGACGGAGACCUGUCGGACGGGCGCUAACGGGACUCUCAUCGUUAAGGUGCCGCAGUGGUUGACGAACUCGAAUAUCCCUGGCAAGCCGACCACCGUACCCUUCUUCUUUGGUGGGUUGGGCAGGCUGCGAGGUAUCAUGACUGAGGUCAAAGAGAAGGGGUUUGUGGGGUAUAAGGCGCCAUUUGGAACGGGUGAGGAGCCAGAGGCGCAUUUAUAG